Molecule: messenger RNA, 1491 nt
Organism: Colletotrichum destructivum
Lineage: Eukaryota; Fungi; Ascomycota; Sordariomycetes; Glomerellales; Glomerellaceae
Product: Putative centromere protein X
Exons: 2
Coding region: 288-740 (150 amino acids)
Biological process (GO): resolution of meiotic recombination intermediates; replication fork processing; DNA repair
Cellular component (GO): FANCM-MHF complex
Source: RefSeq, a predicted model, not a curated record
CGCCCUGAUCGCCUGAUCCGAAGUCAGAUCAGAUCUCGCACUUCAGCGAGCGCACCCCCUUGACAUCUUGCUCGGGGAAGUGGGUUAUCAUACCUUCGACACGUGGAAUUCCUGUCGUUACUCGACUGCUUGCGACUACCCACGAAAUCUCGUCACCUGGGAUGACAACCAACCAGCCAGCCAGGCAGCCAGCAUCGUCCCGAACUUCUCGAGCCUUCAUCUUCCCCGACAACGCGAACGCGCUUCCCUUCUAUUGUGGUCUAUUGUAACGAGACCAAACCUCCAGAAUGCCAAGACAGUCAGCACAGCCCGCGAAGCGCGGUCGUCCCGCCAAGUCCCAAGAACCCGCCGCCGCAGGCACGAAGCGGAAGGCCACUCAGCAGCCCGCGCGAAAGAAGUCGGGGCCUUUUGGGCUCUCCGACAGCGACGCGGCGACGCGGGUCGUCGUCGACGAGGACGAUGUCGAGGAGGCAGCGGAGGAGGAGGAUGAGGAGGAGGAGGGGGGAAGCGCCGACGCGCCCGAUAACACUAUCCCGCCCGAGCUGCUGACGCGGCUCCUCCACCUGUUCUUCGAGAAGGACGACACGCGGCUCAGUAAGGACGCGAAUGCGGCGGCGGGCAGGUAUAUGGACAUCUUUGUCCGAGAGGCCAUCGCGCGGUGUGUUCACGAGAGGCCCGGCGGCUUCCUCGAGGUCGAAGACUUGGAGAAGAUUGCGCCGCAGCUGCUCAUGGACUUUUGAGGAUCGGCGGCAACAAGUCGCAAUUGACAGCCCCCGAUCCUAUCGCGAAAGAUACCCGGAAUGUUCUUCACUACACAACUUCUACGUUUGGGAAGACGCUUCUCUCAAUGGGAAUGGAUGUGUUGCGACAGUAUCAGUUCAACAGAUCUUCUUGAAUGGGGAGACAGAUAUCGUCUCCAGCUUGCCGUUGCAGAAAGAGCCGCGGAAAGGUGCCUACAUUGUUCACCCUGCUGGUCUGCCAGAGAGGUUCUGGGAACCAGGAAGGGACGUGGCGGGACGUCCAAGAAUGCUCUACACAGGUGGGCAGGAAGUUGGUCAUCUAAACUAAAGCGCCCAGAAACUCUUCGGGCAGCCCGAAGGACUGCGGCCGGACCUAUUCCCUCAAAAGGUGUAAAUCCCCUGGCUUUGGUCACUCCACGUAGGCACCAUAUGGCGCCAAUGAAGACGCGAACAGACUGUGCGGCCCAGGCUUUCACACAAAGCCAUUGUGGUUGCGGCCUUGGCCCGUGGGCAAGCCUCUCACUUCUUCUUCCGGUCGAUCAGGUGGAUGUGCAAACGCAUUUCUGCUGUAACUAGCAGACAUGUUUGUCAAGCAGCGGAGCGGAGGUACACAGAAAGUACAUGAUGUUGAUCCUCUUCAAACAAAUAUGUGUAUACAUACAUGUCUUGGUUGCAUGUGCCGGACAGACGGCACUAAAACAAUAAUAAUUUGGAUACCCGCCGCCGGCCCGAUCGUGUGAUGGAUAAAUGC